UUGCAUGUGGUAGGGAGGGGUGCUGGAUGACCUGUUUGUUAGGAAAUCCUGCUCUCUCCCUCUGGCUCUCCGUUGAUGGCCAUAUGAUAUGGCACAAGAAGCCUAGAGCUGCUCCGUGGCCACCAGCUGAGAUCUCCACUGGAGAAGAGAAAGGAAGGCAUAGACAGAACUUACAUAUUCGCGCUCUCUAACACACAGACACACAGAGGCACACACACUGGCACACACAUUCUUUCUCUUUCCAUCUCCACCCCCAACACAUCUGCUGUUGCUGCUGUUGCUGCUGUUGCUGCUGCUGCUCUCCGGAAAGUAGGAGCGAGACAAAGUGAUUCCUGCGAAAGAGAGCAGUUCUCUAGUGGAGGAAAGGCAGACCAAGGAGCAGAGCUGCACAACUUGGGACGGAGUUUGCCUUGCAAGGAAACCAGUGCUUCGUUGCCAAGGACAGGACAUCGGAGGAGAGCAUCACUCCAGGGACCCUUCAGGGGACACCUCCGUCCGCGUGGUUUUUGACUCCAGAGAAACUUCCAUCAUUACCUCCAAAAGCGAAGACGAUUUUUUAACCCUGGCCGCCUCCAGGCUGAGCCGCAAAAAAAGGGUCAUUGGGGCCGCCAUCGGGGUGGCCAUGGUGCUGGUACUCUUGGUGGCCAUCCCCUUGCUGGUGCACAGCUCCAAAACUACUUCCCACUAUGAGAUGUUGGGCAGCUGUCGCAUGGUCUGUGAUCCGUACACUCCCCAGACCCACGGGGCAGCUUCAGCAGAGGCAAGCCAAGAACUGGCUCUCAUCUCACCGCCGCCUUAUGUGCCUGGAGGGAAAGGAGACCCAGGGAGAAAGGCCAAAUCUGGAAUCCGUGGGCCGCCAGGACCUCCGGGGCCACCUGGGCCCCGAGGUGCAGCUGGAGAGCCGGGGAGACCAGGUCCACCGGGCCCACCGGGUCCAGGUCCUGGAGGUUACAUCCCAUCUUUCUACAGCCCUAAAAUUGCCUUUUAUGCAGGAUUGCGGAAACCACACGAAGGGUAUGAGAUCCUUCGUUUUGAUGAUGUGGUGACUAAUGUGGGAAACUACUAUGAACCAUCAAGUGGCAAGUUUACCUGCCCUCUCCCUGGCAUCUACUUCUUCACCUACCAUGUGCUCAUGCGUGGUGGUGAUGGUACCAGCAUGUGGGCAGAUCUGAUGAAGAACGGGCAGGUCCGCGCCAGCGCUAUUGCACAAGAUGCCGACCAGAACUACGACUAUGCCAGCAACAGCGUGAUCCUGCACCUGGACGUAGGUGAUGAAGUCUUCAUCAAGCUGGAUGGCGGGAAGGUUCAUGGUGGAAACACCAACAAGUACAGCACGUUCUCUGGAUUCAUCAUCUACCCAGACUGAGCUUUCCCGGCUCCAGUUUUUCCCUCCCUGUUUUGCCUCCCCAAAUCCAUUCCCCGUGAGUCGGCUUUUAUUCUUCUUGGCUUUAACCAUCUCUGUGGAUUCCCAGAGGCUCCUUCUGUAAGCUCUGGUCAAUCGAGGAUGAAUCAGAAAAACUUGGGAGACACAGCGAUUCUACCCUCCCCAUCCAGCCCCUCCUAUGGAAGGAGGGUGGGUGAUAUGAGACUUUCUCUGCAUGGGGAAAAUCGGGGAGGGGGUGGAAACAGGGUAAACUAUUAUUAUAUUAUGGUUGGUGGCCCAGUCCGCCAGAUGUUUAGACUGGAUUUGGCAUUUUUAUCCUAUUAUUAUAAUUAUUAUGAGACCUUGGUCAAUAAAAGAGUGUCCCUAAGAGAGAUAACUUCUAAUUUUGGAACUUGGGUACUUUGGAGGGAAAAAGCCCUUAAUUAAAUAAGAAUGAAGUCAAAUCCCUGGCAAAUUCUACAAAACUAAUUCUCUCUACAUAUAUACCCCUUCCCUAAAUAAAAGAAGGGGGAUUUUUGCCAGCACUCUGUUUCAUCGUUCACCAAAUAGAAGUCUUUGCAUUGAUACCCCUAAUAUCUUUCCUCAAAGAAGCUCAGGAUGACUUAUUACCUUACAAGUAUCCUAUGAGAUAUUUCCGUUUCAGAGUACCAGUUUAAGAUCACCCAACCAGCCUCAUGGCUAAAUGAGAAUUUAAUUUGGGUGUCUUAACUGAGAGUAGCAUCAUUUCAUGGGACUAUGCUGGCUCUGGUUGCUAUAUAUAUUUUCAAUCCUCCUGCCGUCUUUGAAACUAUGUUGAUUAGAGUGAGAUCCUUUUUGUGUGUGAAGGGGUUACAUUUCUACAAGAAUAAUCUGUUACAGAUUUGCUUUGAAUGCCAAUGGUGGGUAGGGCUGAAGACAUGACGGGCAGGGCCAAAACUGAAAAUGUGUGGGACCAUCCACCUCUCUUUAUCCAACAUCUCAAUAAUAUUUUUUUGUCUGACUCCCUUCUCUCUCUCUCUCUCUCUCUCUCUCUCUCUCUCUCUCUCUCUCUCUCUCUCUCUCACACACACACACACACACACACACACACACACACACACACACACACACUGUCCUCUUCACCCAUCCCGCCUACAUGUUCAAUUGCUGGUGAAGAGAUGCAUAAUCCUCAUUAAGGAUCUCAACUGAUGGCUAGCAAAAAUAGACCAUGCUUUUCCAAGUAGAACAGCCAAUGUGAAGUUAUUUGUUGGAUGGAGCACUUCAAGCAAGUUUUUGUUUCCGCAGUCCUAUUGGCCUCCAUAUAAUCUGAAAUAUAUCAGCAUGAGAAAACAUUCAGAUAAAACUCUGCAUAUGAGGCCAAAGUUUUCCAAUAUGAGAUUGUUCUAUUGAAAGCAAUUGGGGGGGGGAUCCUUUUUCAUUCAUCAAUCCUGCCUCCUACCUUGCUUUUCAACAGACAUUAGACAGUUUAACCUCAAUUCCUGUCAAGCUUUGUACACUUAUUCACAGAUUGUGGGCGUAGCUGCUCCAGAGGACAAUCUUUUGUUCACCUGCAUGAAGAUAUAUAAAUAAUGUGAAAAUAGACAUCAAACCAGUGGAGUCUGUUCCAUUUUCCACACAGUCCUUUUGAACUCAGAAAUGAGACUUGUACUAUCCUGAAUCAUAGAUCCUCACAUCAAAUGAUGACUCUAUACCGAACAAGAAGAGCAGCAAAUGUUCUCUUUGGCUGCCAUCCUGGAAUCAGCCAAAGGGCUGAUGGAUGGGUUUUGUCAUGUUCCUCAAAAACAGAACAGCCAGCCCAACAGGCAUCAAUAGAAGCUCGAGAUGUCUCACUCUGACCUCACUUUCUCCUUGACCUAUCCACCAAAGACUGCAUCCCUCUUAUCAUACUUCAGGUAUGUAUACUUGCCAGCAAGACAUCCAUAUUCAUUCUAGCAUUUGACUCCUUCAUUUGCAGAGCUGUGGAAAUCCUAUUCCAGCUACCUCCCCAACACAUGUUCAUAUGCACCAGAACAGCUCCCAGAUGCAAACGAAGUCAUGCUGCACCCAUGCGCUUCAAUAAGGAUGGAACGGAUUCAAGCAAUGAAGCAACUGGCUUCAAGUAGCACCAUGAGGGUUUGAGAUGGAAGCAAGCAAGAGAACUGGUGCCUGAAUGAAAUGUCGAACUGGUGGAGGACACAUCUUGUUGGCUGUUCUUCAGACAGAACAUCUCUUAGCCUGACAUUGCAAUCCUGACCUAUCCAACAGGGCCUUAUCAAUUAAAACUGCAUUCACAUUAAGCCAAAACCAUGGAAUCAUUUCAGACUGUUUUCUCCCCCAGUCCAUGGCAUGCCUAUAAUAAUUCCUGAGCUUCUGCAACCAAGUGCAUGUUGCCUUUACACUGCUUUGGCGUCUAGAACUUUGAUCAAAGCAAGGAGACAAGAUAGUCAAUGCUCUAAGUUGGCUUUACCCUGGGCGCCUCCUCCUCCUCCUCCUCUUCUUCUCACAACAAACAAAAAGUGUUCUUCAUUCCACACGUCUCUACAUGGUGGACAGCAAGACCAACAACUCUUUCUAGGUGUCAUUAUCUGCACUGAAAUAUGAAAACGUGUGCACUUGCACUUGUAUAUUUACACACGUUUGUAGAUCUCACCAUCUCUCCACAUGUUGUCAAAAAAAUUGUUCAGAUGAGAUUCUUGACCCCAUAAAUAGCAUAGCUGUUCAUGCAUGUGCCAAUACAAAUGAAAUUGUAAAUGUACUGUAUAUUUAUGUUUAUGUACAGGGCUAUUUAUUCAAAAUUUAAAGGGGGGGUGAAGAGAAGUUCAGUAGCCUCAGAGCCAAAAAAAAACAAAACAAAACAGAAUUAGCCGAACUGACUCAUGAAGCACUGUUAUAUUUUCAAGUACCAAAAGUGAAAAAGAUCUUGAGAGUUCUCAUGCUGCUUUGAGAUGUAUAAUAGAGCCCAAUGAAUAUAUGUACUUGUGCCUACUUGUGGUAGUGCUUACAAAUGCAGGAAUCUUUCCACUGUAUCUACAGGACACCCAUCACUUUUAUGUAUUUAUGCGUGUUUAUUUGAGGAUGAACAUGGCUGAGGUUGGAAGACCAGAAGGGAAUCUAUGAAAGGGAAUUCAGGCAUCUGCACACACAGACUGCACAUCCAAAGGCGUGAGUGGCAAAAGGUCUACAAUUGUGAGAGGCACGGCCAUAUCAUUGUUGCAUAAAGAAGGCACAUCCAUCCACACGUAUUCUAGUACACACACCUGUGAGCGCACAUAUUAUUAUUCAGCAUAGGCAUGUCUUGCAGAUUAAAGACCUCCAUUUCAGUUUCCUCUCAGCUAUCGAAGCCCCUUCUGCUUUCGUCUCUGAGCUCUCUCAUUCCUCAUCUUUUUGGGGACAGAGAAAGCGCUGUCUGCCUCCAAGGGCUGCAGUCCUGUUCUUAUUGCAGCCCUGUUAUUUGGCAAGACCUGCCCUGCAUGUCUGCUCUUUCUUUAGAGACCUAGGGAGAAUUCGAAUGGUGCUCAGUACAUGCUCUAGGAUAGUGUUUCUCAACCACCCAUGCUGGCUGGGGAAUUCUGGGAGUUGAUGUCCACAUAUCUUUAAGGAGCCAAGGUUGAGAAACACUGCCUGGGAAGAAGAAACCUGGUGAAGGUUCUCCAGGGCACAGUAUAACCUCCAGCAUCAGCCCAGCUUUGCAGCCAAGAAUAUACUGUAAAUCCUAUUGGGCCCAAUCAGCUCUGUGUCACUGAAUUAUCAGAAUCUGUGUUUUAUCAGUUAAUAAAGAUACUUUGUUUUUGA
Messenger RNA from Pantherophis guttatus, 5134 nucleotides. RefSeq names its product complement C1q like 4 (gene C1QL4). The record is from RefSeq and is a predicted model, not a curated record. NCBI's taxonomy places the organism in Eukaryota, Metazoa, Chordata, Lepidosauria, Squamata, Colubridae. Gene Ontology annotation, molecular function: protein binding.